This is a messenger RNA of Pyricularia grisea, 438 nucleotides long. RefSeq lists its product as uncharacterized. Lineage: Eukaryota; Fungi; Ascomycota; Sordariomycetes; Magnaporthales; Pyriculariaceae. The record is from RefSeq and is a predicted model, not a curated record. Bases 1 to 438 code for a protein of 145 amino acids. The transcript has a single exon.
AUGGCAACAACAAGCAUCUGGGUCCAUCUACUACGAAGCGCAGUCGAUCGAUUCGUUCUUGUGUCGUGUCGAGGCCGGGGUGAUGAGGGUAGCGGUGUCAGCCCGUCUGGGCCAGGAGAGCAUGUCAGUAAAACUCACAGUCAUGCAGGCAGUGCGCCUGAGUUCUGGGGAGACCUGCAGGGCAAUGAUGGAGUCGCCGCCCAGGGCGAGGAGCAACGACUCCAGACGCACUGCGCUAAACGGGAGGAUAGGAAGCUGGCCGCAGAUUUGCCAGUCGAUGCGUCCCAAGCACUCGAGGGCGCCGUCGAGUUCGUACCGGACCUGAUCGCGCAAGCGGUGGAAACGCCUUGCCAUGCUACCCGCUCACCGGCUACCCUCAGGGCCUGGAAUCCAGCAAAGAACUCAACUGUUCGAAAGCUGGGCGGCGGCACCCACUAG